This is a messenger RNA of Musa acuminata AAA Group (dessert banana), 1842 nucleotides long. Its product is annotated as receptor-like protein EIX2. The record is from RefSeq and is a predicted model, not a curated record. NCBI's taxonomy places the organism in Eukaryota, Viridiplantae, Streptophyta, Magnoliopsida, Zingiberales, Musaceae. The transcript has a single exon. Gene Ontology annotation, molecular function: protein binding. Bases 1 to 1842 code for a protein of 613 amino acids.
AUGGCCUCUUGCAGCAGAAGCACACACCCUGUGCCACCGCACUACUCUUUCGGGCUUUGGCUUACGAGCAUUCUUUUGUUCACGGAGGCAACAACGCCGACGACGAAGGGGUGCGUAGAGGGCGAGAGGGACGCCCUCCUCGACUUCAAAACCGGCAUCGUCAAGGAUCCUUCCAGCCGUUUGUCAUCAUGGCGAGGCCGAGUAGACUGCUGCAGAUGGAGCGGGGUGGUCUGUGACAACAGAACCGGCCAUGUCGUGGAGCUCAACCUCCAUAAUUCAGACCCUAAUUACAGUGAGACGUCUAUCGGAGGUGAGAUCAGACCAUCCUUGCUCCUGCUAACUCAUUUGGAGCGUCUCAACCUCAGCCACAAUGACUUCGGUGGGAUCCAAAUCCCGAAAUUUUUGGGUUCCCUUACCAAGUUGACGUAUCUCGACCUCUCCUGGUCCAACUUCGGCGGAGCCAUUCCGCCCCAGCUGGGCAACCUGUCCAGCCUCCGCUCGCUCGGUCUCCAUUCGUAUGGCUUAUCGAGCGAUCGCCUGCACUGGCUCUCGCGUCUCACUUCCUUGAGAUACCUCGACAUGAGCGGUGUGAACCUUUCCAUAGCCUCCCACGAUUGGCUUCACUCAAUGAACAUGUUGUCCUCACUGGAGGAGCUACAUUUACCAUACUGUUGCCUCACCGACCUCCCCUCUUCUCUUUCCCAUGUCAACCUCACAGCACUGGCCACUCUCGAUCUCCGUGGCAACCACUUCAACUCCACCUUCCCCGACUGGCUAUGGAAACUCCACAACCUCUCUUAUCUUGAUCUCAGUUUUUCUAUGUUUCAUGGUGCCAUAUCUGCUGGGAUUGGAAAUUUGACUGGUCUAAGAGAACUUCAUCUGAGUGAUAAUUCACUUUCAGGUCCCGUGCCCAUUGAGAUUGGAAUUUGUAAUAGUCUAAAACUUAUCGAUCUGAGUGAUAAUUCACUCUUCGGAGUCAUACCUGCUGGGAUUGGGAAUUUGACUAUUCUAGGAGUGCUUUAUCUUAACGAUAAUUCACUCUUCGGAGUCAUACCUGCUGGGAUUGGGAAUUUGACUAGUCUAAGAGAGCUUUAUCUUGAUCAUAAUUCACUCUUCGGAGUCAUACCUGCUGGGAUUGGGAAUUUGACUAGUCUAGGAGUGCUUUAUCUUAACGAUAAUUCACUUUCAGGUCCCAUACCCAUUGAGAUUGGCAAGCUUUCCAACCUCACUAUUCUUUCUCUGUCUAGUAAUUCCCUGGAGGGUACCAUGUCUGAACUCCAUUUCGCUAACUUAACCAAACUAAGUGAGCUUGAUCUAUUCGAAAACUCCCUAGUCAUCUCAAUAGACCACAAUUGGGUUCCUCCUUUUCAACUCCGAUCCAUUAAACUGAGUUCUUGUAAGUUGGGUCCUACAUUUCCAAGAUGGCUCCGUUCACAAAACUCCAUUAAGGAUUUGGAUAUGUCGAACACAAGCAUCGAGGAUGCCUUGCCUGAUUGGUUUUGGAACACUUCUGCUUCUUCUUCUAUAAAUCUCUCCCAAAAUCAGAUUAGCGGCACUUUGCCUGAUUUGAUCUUUUCAUCCAUUCUUUACCUUGUCAACAUUAUAGAUCUUUCAAAUAAUAAUUUGACAGGAGAAAUCCCAAUUGAAAUUGGGUCUCUUUCAAUGCUCCAAACUUUAAAUCUAUCCAGAAACAAUUUUGUCGGCCAAAUUCCGGCGGCAAUUGGUGCCAUGAAAUCAUUGGAAACAACAUUAGGCCGGACGUGGAAAUGGAAUCCCACUUUAGAGCAUCGUGCUUGCGAAGGCGGGAGACUCGGUGAAGUCAAUGGUGGGGUCAUUUCGUGA